UUUGUGAUGUCGUCCAGCAGCCGUUCAGCAGGUCAGCAAGCAGAGCACGCGGCUGCAGACGAAGCCGCCAACGAAGAAGAGCCGAUCGCCGUCGUCUUCCAAUGCUCAGAGUGCCGCUCCAUCCUGGGCGAUUCGUGUGCAUAUGUGACACCCGUCGACGAUCUCAACGCCAUCACGCUCGCUGCUGUAUCGCCUGCAGUGUUAAUAGCGAAAGAGCUGCAAACAUCAGUGUCGGGCGUAGAUACUGGCUGCGGGUAUUAUACAUUGACAUGUGCUGGAUGCAACGCGUCGAUUGGGCGCAUGUAUUGCUCCACUCCCCGGCAAUUUGACAUUAUUCGAGAUCACUAUACGUUCCAUAUCGACUGUUUAACAAGCUACACGAUCGGAAAGCCUUCCAAAACGCCUCAAGAAAGCAUGUUGUUGGGCAGCGCUUCAAUUUCGGACUAUAUUUCUCGGCUACGAGACAUUGUAACGACAAUUCACGAACGAGUAGAACGAUUGGAGGGCAUGGUGAGCACAGACCGCGCACCAGACCGAGGCCGGAAAGUUUGAGUGGAUGGGAAGUGAUGCAAUGAAAAGUUUGGUUUGGUUUGUUGUUGUUGUUCUUCUUCUCAAACAAAAAAAAAAAAGUCGAAAAACUCA
Messenger RNA from Capsaspora owczarzaki ATCC 30864, 642 nucleotides. RefSeq lists its product as hypothetical. The transcript has 8 exons. Bases 7 to 552 code for a protein of 181 amino acids. Gene Ontology annotation, cellular component: chromatin; nucleus; chromosome, centromeric region. The record is from RefSeq and is a predicted model, not a curated record. Gene Ontology annotation, biological process: chromosome segregation; CENP-A containing chromatin assembly. NCBI's taxonomy places the organism in Eukaryota, Filasterea, Ministeriida, Capsasporidae.